ACAUUCUGAGUAAGUCCCCGUGAAACCAAAAAGUUAAGCCCCCCCCGUAAACCUAAUUGGUCUCCAUAAUCCAGUUUUGUGAAGACAAUAUUAACCCCCAAAUACAUCAAAAAAACCUCAUCGGUAAAUCAACAAAUAAAACAAAUACGAUGCCCCAUCAACGUCGCCGAAGUGUAUCACCACUAGAGGACAGGAACCGACGCCAACAUAACCCCUCUCACAAACGUCAACAGCGUACCUUAUAUGACUGUCGCCUAUGUCGUCAAGAUCAUCCCCUCAGGAAGUGCAUCAAAUUUAAAGCAAUGAACGUAUCCGAGAAGCUGAAGGUCGUGAAACGUUAUCAAUAUUGUGAGAAUUGCCUUGGCCACUCACAUCUGAUUGCAUCCUGUCGCAAUUCAGACCGUUGCCGACAAUGCCAGGGCAAGCACCAUACUUUGCUUCACCGCCAUAAACGUUUAAACGAGCCUCUUAUCAAAAACCAACCAGCCCCCAAUAUGCGUUCAAUUACCCUAUUCCCUACCGUAAUCGUGAAGAUGGAACUGGGAGGGAAAUUUAGCAGCGUCAGGGGACUUCUUAACCCCUGCGUGGAGGUCAGUUCUAUUGCAAGCUUUCUGGUAGAUCGUCACAAGCUGAUACAGGAGAAAAUUGGAUCCGAUCUUUUCUGUAAAAUCAAAUUUCGUUCACGCCUCGACGAGAAUACAACGUUUAAUGUAUUGGCAAUGGUAGUAAAUGACCUCCCAAGAAAGCAGCCAAAGGAGAAAAUUGAUUCUCGCGUGACAUCUCUUUACACGAAUCUUCGUCUAGCAGACCCCUACUUUUUUGCAAAUUUCGACAUCAACUUCGUGCUCGGAGCAGAUAUCUAUCCUCGCCUUAUCCGGGCCAACAUUCAGCCAGAAUCUGUUGGUACACCGAUGGCACAAGAUACGGUUCUAGGUUGGACUAUUAUAGGAAGAUUUGGCAUCUAAACCACCCACAAGUUCAACAUUUGCUGUACAAUAUAUAUUAUAUUUUUCUUUUCCUUAUUUUUAUUUUUUUUUCCUUUACCUUGAUUAUGUAUAAUUUGAAUUCCUUUACAUAACUGCUCUUAUUCUUUGUUAUUCUUUUAUAAAAUACUAUAUUUUUGUUAUUGUAUUUAUUAGGUAUUUGUUGCAUAAAUGAAUUAUUUCUUAUUAUGAUUUUUGGAUUAUUUUGUACAUAUAUUCUUAACAACCUGUUCAUCUUGAAUAUUUUUUUAUUAUGUUGCAUAAUGGCAAGGGGGGCGGGAUGUUUAUGCGUCUCAUAAUAUAUCUUAAGCAUCCAUAUUCAAAUAUCGCGUAAUGUACAACAAACUUCCAAUUGUUGCGAAGUUUGUUUGUACAUUU
This is a messenger RNA of Lucilia cuprina (Australian sheep blowfly), 1361 nucleotides long. RefSeq lists its product as uncharacterized. The transcript is spliced from 2 exons. Lineage: Eukaryota; Metazoa; Arthropoda; Insecta; Diptera; Calliphoridae. The record is from RefSeq and is a predicted model, not a curated record. The coding region runs from base 150 to 965 and encodes 271 amino acids.